Suillus plorans is the source of this 942-nucleotide messenger RNA. RefSeq names its product TIP41-like family-domain-containing protein. Gene Ontology annotation, biological process: TOR signaling. Gene Ontology annotation, cellular component: cytosol. The record is from RefSeq and is a predicted model, not a curated record. NCBI's taxonomy places the organism in Eukaryota, Fungi, Basidiomycota, Agaricomycetes, Boletales, Suillaceae. Bases 1 to 942 code for a protein of 313 amino acids. The transcript is spliced from 4 exons.
AUGUCUUCAGUAGUCGCGGUACCGCAACACAAGCUAUCAGAGACUCCCAACUCACGUGCAAUCGAAAUCAAUGAUUGGGUGAUAAUCGCGUCCACCAACCCAAUAUCUAGCGCGUCAGAGUGCGACGCGUUGCAAGCUUCGCUUGGAUUCCCGUUGCCUGAGAUGACGUUUGGAAGUAACUAUCUAUCUCUCGAACAUCAGCCAUCUGGGUGGAAGAUGAUGUUUGACACUCAUAAUGCCCUCAAGUGUGUGAAAAAAGGUGAGCUCGGGGAGGGCGAUGGUGGAGUCAAGGUUGGCUAUGCAGAUGCCUGGCUUAAAAGCCGCACAGACCCUGGAACAAACCUUCCGUUGCCUGUUACAGUCGCAGCCAAGCAUUAUGACUGGACUUACACCGUGACUUAUCCUGGACAUCACCUUGAUUCCGCACCAGGCACCGAUUCGCCAAGUUCUUCAAUACAAUGGAUAGAUGCCGAUCAAGACAACCCAUCUCAUUCUAUUCCGCUUUCUGAGCUCACGCGACCAGAUCCGAUAUUAUUCUACGCGGAAAUACCUCUUUUUGAGGAUGAAUUACAUGAUAAUGGAUCAUCCAACCUUCUCGUGCGAAUACGCGUCAUGCCAACAUGUAUAUUCAUUUUGUCGCGAUUCACGCUUCGCGUGGAUAAUGUGCUUUUCCGCACACAUGACACGAGGAUAUAUCAUUCUUUCAGCUCAAGCCCUUCGUUAGUCAUACGUCAAUUGAGUGGUUGGGAAGCACCGUAUGAUGGCGUUAAGAGGCGACUUCCCAGUCGCCACGAUUUGACCCCUCUGACGGACGCGAACUUCAUUGCGAAGGUGCUGACGGAAUUACCUGUUACGGAAUCUCAGCAGAUAGGGGCGAGGACACGUUGGAGGGGUUUGAGGACAAAAGUAGAGAUAGCGGUACUGACAAGAGAUGGACCCUAA